AGGCGGCGACAUUGUCGACACGAGACGCUCGUACGGCUCAGUGCAGUGGCAAAGUUCGACCCGGAAUGAGGUCGACACUGGUGGUGGCGCUGGUCCUGCUGUGCAGCGGAGUCCUGGCCGUCAAGCGGGAGGGACUCUUCGCGCUGACGGUGAUCCAUCUGAACGACUUUCACGCCCGGUUCGAGGAAACGAACGUCCUGUCGACGAGGUGUAACCCGGCGGAGGGGGAACGGUGUAUUGGCGGUUACGCUAGGGUGGUGGGAGCGGUGCGGGAUCUUCAGGAGCGGUACAAGGAGCUGAAUCCGGUUUACUUGAAUGCUGGAGAUAAUUUUCAGGGGACGUUUUGGUACACGCUGCUGCGAUGGAACGUGACGAGCUAUUUUAUGAAUCUGCUUCCGGCUGAUGCGGUUACGCUGGGGAAUCACGAGUUUGACCAUGGGAUUGAUGGAGUGGUGCCGUUUUUGGAGGCGCUCAAGUCGCCGGUGGUGGUGGCGAACAUUGACGACAGUGAGGAACCGAAGAUGCAGGGAAAGUAUCGGAAGUCGGUGGUGAUCGAGCGUGGAGGUAGGAAGAUCGGUAUUAUUGGAGUGAUUCACCAUUUGACGAAUACGCUGAGUAUGACGGAAAAGCUGAAGUUUUUGGACGAGAUUGCGAUUAUUAACGCCGAAGCGGCUCGAUUGAAGGCAAAUGGAGUGACGAUUGUGGUGGUGCUGUCGCACUGUGGAAUUACAAUUGAUCGAAAAAUUGCAGCUGGAUGUGACGAGGUAGAUUUGGUAGUUGGAGGUCAUUCGCACACGUUUCUUUACAACGGAUCAACUAGCGGGCUACCUGACGUUGCUGAGGAUAGCUACCCGGUGGUUGUGGAGCGGGCUGGUGGACGCAAGGGUUUGGUGGUACAGGCAUCGUGUUUUACGAAGUUUGUUGGACGUAUUACGCUGUACUUUGACGAUGCUGGAACUCUGGUGGAGUGGGAAGGAAAUCCGGUGUACCUGGAUGAAUCAGUCCCGAAGGAUGAGCAGAUCAUGCGUGAGUUGAUUCCAUGGAGAGAAGAGGUCGAUGUUCUGGCAAAUCGCCACGUAGGAUCUUCGCGAGUGAUUCUGUCGAAAGCAGAGUGUCGUACCGGAGAGUGUAACUUUGGCAAUUUCGUAGCGGAUGCCUUCGUAGAUUACUACGCUAGUCGAGCUGAGAGUCCAGACGAGUGGACCUAUGUAUCGAUCGGUAUCACGAACGACGGAGGAAUGCGGACCUCGCUGAAAAGUGGUAGCUUAACCUACGAUGAUUUGGUUACAGCGGUACCUUACGAGAAUACGGUCGACACCUUCGAUCUCAAAGGCCAAUAUCUGCUGGAAGCCUUAGAGUACAGUGCCAGUCGGUUCAAAACGGCUGACGUUCUACAAAUCUCAGGAAUCCGCGUAGUCUACAACACUACCCGUCCCGCAGGUCAACGUGUGGUAUCCGCGGACGUUCGAUGUCGCGUGUGCAAGGUACCCAGGUAUGAACCACUUGACCCGAACGCAACCUAUCGUGUGGCCGUAGCCGCGUGGAUCGGUAACGGAGGCAACGGGUACAGCAUGUUUGUCAACAACCGCUCGAACGUUCGCGUGGGACCGCUAGACAUCGUUGUCCUCGAAGCCUACGUUGCCAAGAUGAGCCCGGUUAUGCAGGGAACGGACGGGAGAAUUCGCGUCGUAACAUAAAUUAAACCUAUUGCCAUUACCUAACAACGAAUAAAUUAUUGAUGUUGCUUAUCCACCAGAACGCA
Molecule: messenger RNA, 1762 nt
Organism: Culex pipiens pallens (northern house mosquito)
Lineage: Eukaryota; Metazoa; Arthropoda; Insecta; Diptera; Culicidae
Product: apyrase-like
Exons: 1
Coding region: 66-1697 (543 amino acids)
Biological process (GO): AMP catabolic process
Cellular component (GO): plasma membrane
Molecular function (GO): 5'-nucleotidase activity
Source: RefSeq, a predicted model, not a curated record